AUGAAGUUCUCGGCGACAACCACCCUUGUGUGCUGGGCUCCGAAGCCUCUUGUGGACUCGGCAAGCUUCCAAGAGCAGAUUUCCAAACAGAACCUGGAAACCAACCUGGUCCGGCUGAAUGACAUCGCGACCACGAACGGCGGAAACCGCGCUUUUGGCUACGCGGGCUAUGAUGCCUCCGUUGACUACAUCUGGAGCCGCAUAUCAGCCGUUGAGGGCGCAAAAGUCUGGAAACAAGACUUCUCGGCAGUCUUCAGCAGUGAGCUCAGGGCGAACCUGACCGUCAACGGCGAGAAGCUCGUCAUAUACGGGUUGUCGGGAUCUACUUUCACGCCAGCCGCUGGCAUCACCGCAGAACUUGUUGCGGGUCCAGAGGGCGUUGCCGCCUGCGAAGCGGCUUCCUAUGCGGACCUCGAUGUGAAUGGCAAGAUCGUGCUAGUUCGAGAGGCGUUGUGCCCUGGGUACCGGGAUGGAUACCAUGCUGGCGUCAUGAAACCUGCUGCUGCGGCCGGUGCGGAGGCGGUGGUUGUGAUCAACGACUUUUAUCUGAACCUGACUGCUGGCACUCUCGGCCCGGCAGACGAUGGUACUUAUGUUCCAACGGGCUUCGUCAACAAGUACAUUGGAGAUCCCCUGAAGGCCCGUCUGGACGCCGGCGAGACACUGACUGCUACAUUUUGGGAGGAUCAAUUCGUCGACAGCAGGGUGACGCAGAACGUGUUUGCUGAGACCGAGGGAGGCGAUGAAAACAAUGUCAUUGUCGUGAGUAACUCUGUCACUAAUGACCUCGACAGCCUGCUAAGAACAGUGAAGCUUGGAGCGCACCUCGACAGUGUUGCUUGGGGAGCAGGUAUCAACGACAAUGAGCUCUUCCUCGCUCUCACCAAGUAUAGCACCAACAACAAGAUCCGUUUCGCAUGGUGGGGUGCGGAAGAGAGAGGCCUCAUCGGGUCACGAUACUAUGUCAACAACCUCAAUGCAACUGAGUCGGGCAGCAUUCUCGCGUACCUCAACUUCGACAUGGUCUCUAAGGGCUACUACGGAGUCUUCGACGGCGACGGAGCAUCCUACGGCGUCGCCGCUCCGCCGGGUUCCGACGUCAUUCAGGAGCUCUUUACCGCCGAAUUCAUCGCCAAGGGCUUUAACGUGACCGCAGCUCGAUUCACGAAUGGCAGCGACUAUGCCUCAUUCUGGCAAGUCUUGAACAAGCCUAUUGGAGGACUACACACUGGGACGGGUUCUGCGCAGGACCCAUGCUAUCAUCUGGAGUGUGACAAUAUCAACAACCCGGAUCUAGACCAGUUGACGGUGAACGCAAAGACCACUGCUCAUGUCCUUUCCGCCCUGGCUCUGGAUGGUACCAAUCUCAUCAAGAAGCUCGAUGCUCGCGGCCUGCCCGUCCGUACUGUUGGCAAUGAGAGGACAAUCGCAACAGUGGAAGAGCCGAGCGACGAGCAUCACCAUUGCUGA
Messenger RNA from Colletotrichum spaethianum, 1470 nucleotides. RefSeq names its product putative leucine-rich repeat-containing protein. The transcript has 5 exons. Bases 1 to 1470 code for a protein of 489 amino acids. NCBI's taxonomy places the organism in Eukaryota, Fungi, Ascomycota, Sordariomycetes, Glomerellales, Glomerellaceae. Gene Ontology annotation, biological process: proteolysis. Gene Ontology annotation, molecular function: metalloexopeptidase activity. The record is from RefSeq and is a predicted model, not a curated record.